AUGGGUACCAACGAUAGAAUCGACGUCCACCACCACUUUGUGCCUGACUUCUACCGCGAGGUCCUCAUGGUCUCCGGUGGUGACCCAUCAGGCUGGGAGAUCCCCAAAUGGGGCGCGGAUACCGAGGCGGCCGUUGAAAAGCAGUUUGGCAUCACAACAUCGAUCCUCUCCCUUACUGCUCCCGGAGCUUGUAUCCUCAAGGACCCCCAGGCGUCUGCCAAGCUGGCCCGCGAUGCUAAUGAGUUUGCGGCCAAGCUGCGCGACGAGAACCCCAAGAGGUACGGCUUCCUAGCGGCGCUGCCUAAUAUCCUGGAUAAGGAACUGGCCCUUAAGGAGAUUGCCUAUUCGCUCGACGUGCUUAGGGCCGAUGGCGUUACCCUCUUUACCCGCUAUGGCACGGACAACCACUACCUCGGCCAUCCUGACUUUAAGGAUAUCUGGGCUGAGCUGAACCGCCGCUCGGCCGUCGUCUUCGUUCAUCCAACACACCCGGUCGAUACCAACCUUAUCAGCGGCUUGUCCCAGCCUGUAAUUCGUUAUCCGUUUGAGACGACCCAAACGGCCCUCGACAUGCUGCACAACAAGACAGUGCGUAACAACCCCAACUGCAGGAUCAUCCUAUCGCACGCUGGAGGCACGCUGCCCUUCUUGUGGCCUCGCCCGGCCAGCAUCUUUUGCAAGACCGAAGAGGAAAUGGCCGCUUUUACCGAGGACAUGCGCAGCUUUUACUACGACACAGCGGUAGCUGGAUCCGACAAUGUGCUCCGCCUCCUCGAGACCUUUGCCAAGCCGGACCACAUCCUGUACGGCAGCGACACCCCGUACGCCAACAAUGACAUCAUUAGCUUCCACACCACUCGUCAGGACAAGUACAAGUUUGCCGAGCCCAAUAUGCACGAGAAGGUCAACCGACAUAACGCCCUAGCUCUGUUCCCGCGUCUCAGGUAG
Molecule: messenger RNA, 948 nt
Organism: Cordyceps fumosorosea ARSEF 2679
Lineage: Eukaryota; Fungi; Ascomycota; Sordariomycetes; Hypocreales; Cordycipitaceae
Product: Amidohydrolase 2
Exons: 2
Coding region: 1-948 (315 amino acids)
Biological process (GO): secondary metabolic process
Cellular component (GO): cytosol; cytoplasm
Molecular function (GO): hydrolase activity; carboxy-lyase activity
Source: RefSeq, a predicted model, not a curated record